AUGGGGACAGUGACAGGUCCCCCCCAGGACCCCGACCCCAGGGGACACUACCAGUUCCGCAUCAUCGUGCUGGGGGACGCGGCCGUGGGGAGGUCCAUCACCAGGUCCUUCUACCGGAGCGCAGCGGGGGUGCUGCUGGUGUUCGACCUCACCAACCGGGCGUCCUUCGAGCACGUCCCCGAGUGGUACCGCGAAGCUGCCGGGGACCGGCCCCCCGCCUUCGUCCUGGUGGGACACAAGUGUGACCUGGCGGAUGUGUCUGUGACUCGCUCCUACUACCGCAACUCGGCCGGGGGGAUGCUGCUCUUCGACCUCACCAACCGCGCGUCCUUUGAGAGCGUCCGGCAGUGGCACCGGGAGGUGACGGACACGGUCCAGCCAUUCCGCAUCGUCUUCUUGCUGGUGGGGCACAAGAGCGACCUGGCCGGGCAGCGGCGGGUGGGCAGGAAGGAGGCAGAGAAGCUGGCUGCCUCGCUGGGGGCACAGUACAUUGAGACCUCGGCCAAGGAUGCCAGCAACGUUGUCCAGGCUUUCCAGAUGCUGACGCUGGCCAUCUACCAGGCACUGCAAACGGGGCGGCUGGCUCCCACCGAGGCGUGGGACGGGGUGAAGAGCAGCGUCCCGCUGCCGGCGCCGCUGAAGGCUCGGGCACUGGAGAGGGAAGAGAAGCGGAAGAGAUGCUCGUGCUAG
Egretta garzetta (little egret) is the source of this 690-nucleotide messenger RNA. It is a transcript of the gene RAB42, whose product is annotated as RAB42, member RAS oncogene family. Gene Ontology annotation, molecular function: GTP binding; GTPase activity. The transcript has 3 exons. Lineage: Eukaryota; Metazoa; Chordata; Aves; Pelecaniformes; Ardeidae. The record is from RefSeq and is a predicted model, not a curated record. The coding region runs from base 1 to 690 and encodes 229 amino acids. Gene Ontology annotation, cellular component: Golgi membrane.